AUGACAAGAAUCGCGACCAUGGACGAAGAUGCCGUAUGCGGUGAAACAUGGCCUCCCAGAACGACCAUCGAAGAUCCCCACUUCGAUCCUAUCGCCUCUACGACCAUGGCUCACGACGACUUGCGACACCGCCCGUAUCGCGUAGCUCGCUUGGGCUAUUUCGAUGACACCAAAUCACCAGCAGAAAUUGCACGAGCACAACCAGCCUUGCAUUGCAACAUCAUGAUCGAUCAAUCAAUCAGAGCGACCUCGCAAUCAAUAAAAGUCAACUUGCAUCAUCGCCAGCGUUUGCCUCUUUCGUGGCUCUUUACACUUGCAGCGGGAGGUGACACUAGAUCCAAACUCGACCAUGGCUGUUCUCCCCGCGCCGCCAACCGGUCACAGAAAAACGACAACGAUCGGGCCCACUCGCGCACAAGUCCACAUCAGAGGCAGACCUUGCAGCCACAGAAUGACUUCGAAGAAUCACGAGGUUCAGCUUCGCUCGGCAUUGUGCCGCCACUGAAUGUCCGAUGGCCUGCCCGGCUGCGACGGAUUUGCCAAAACACUUCCUGGGGAACCCAUGGAUCUCCAGACUGCAAUCGGGCGGAUUUCCCUUUCUGA
Molecule: messenger RNA, 603 nt
Organism: Sphaerulina musiva SO2202
Lineage: Eukaryota; Fungi; Ascomycota; Dothideomycetes; Mycosphaerellales; Mycosphaerellaceae
Exons: 3
Coding region: 1-603 (200 amino acids)
Source: RefSeq, a predicted model, not a curated record